ACUAGCCAUGUUCCGGAGACGGCCUUGCUGUCACUCCAAGUUUAUGCCCGACGCCACAUUCACAAUGAUGAGUACAUUGGAAUGGUGAGCGGCCGAAUUGGGGCAUUUAUGCAGAGCUCUGGAUGUAGGGCAUUAAAAUAUUGUGCUACUGGCUAUCAUUUACCUUCAUGUGCAGGCUGUGAUAGGCAGCUCGUUGUGUUCGACAAGCAGAGCCAAAGAAAUCUGGAGACAAAACUUUCAUUUCGAAUGACGCGAAGUUCGACCUCUCAUGGAAGCGAACACGGCGGGGAUUCUAUGUGUUCGUCGUCGCGACAAUCUAAGGAUUUUAGUUCACAGCAGCAUGUUGACGUCGCUGAUCGUGCUGUCGCGGCGAUGAUAUCGCCCACACCGAAGGGUUGUGUGCAAGGGGACACUAAUCCACUCUCUGUUCAAGUCGUAACAAGUUUCGUUGAUGACACAGCGGAUGCGUUCCAGCCCCUCUUGUCAGGGAUCACCACUUUUGUUAAAAUUGCUCGCACUUUCGCAGAGGCCCAUCCGUACACCAAGAUGGCGCUCAUGGUUCUGACUGCAGGCUACGAGGUUAUACAACGGCAGCUCGCUCGUGAUGAUAGUAUUCGACGAUUAGCGUCCAUCAUGUGUGAGAGCUACGGCCUAGUAUCGAAUGCCCCAGAUUUGUGCAAUUUCCAUGGUCAAGCGGAGACCGUAAACUUGCUCGCUCGUCAAACAAUAGAGUGUGCAUACUUUAUUCGUGACUAUGCCAUUCAUAAAAGUGGACUGAAGCAUAGCAUCGCCAAUGUGUUUUCGAACAUCGAUGAAACCAUCCAGAAUUAUGAAGCUGCCUUCAGAAACAUCAGGACAGCUCUGGAGCAAAAAGCUGUUAUCAACACUCAAUUGGUCGUUUUUCGCAUACAUGAUGCCUUGAAGGACCUCGCCAUUAAAGUAGAUCUUGAUACCCUACCUUACGCGACUGGCGCCUCGUACCAUGCGCAGAGGAUUUACGAUAUCUCACUGGAGGAUAUCCAUGUCGCUGAGAUCUCGGACUGGGUAAAUGGCAAGAGCAGUGAAGCAAUCUAUCUGCUGAUCGGGCCUCACGGAUCCGAGAUCAGCGCAGUUGCCCAUGCUGCAGCUCGCCAAUUCGACAACAUAUCUCGUCUAGGAUCGUCAUACUGUCUUGACAGAACACGUCAAGGUCAGAGAAAGCCGGCUAAUCUUUUUAGCACGAUCGCUCGGGAUCUUGCAGAUCACGACCCUGAGUUCAUGGUUUGUCUCAGGGACAAGGUGAAACGGCGGGCAAUAGGCUCUUCCCCACAUAUUCCCACGCAGUUCGACUUCAUCCUCGCACCGGCGCAACAGAUGACGAGCUUGGGACCUGUGCUUGUUGUAAUUGACGGGCUCGACGCAUGUGGUGAUGUUAAUUCACGUACGGAGGUUGUCUCUGUCCUAAAGGAGAAGGCGAAAGUUCUCCCGCCUAGCUUCAAAUUCUUGAUUACCUGCCUGCCGGAGACUGAUGUAGCCAUCGCCCUCCGCGACGAACCCCAUGUCCUAGCCAAAGAGCUUGAUGCGGUUGUUACCGUACAACCUCGUGACAAUGGACUGACCACAGUCAGAACUAAACCUCGCCCACUCACCCCUCCAAUCCAGACCGAGUUGUCACAAUCCGAUUAUUUCUCUUUCUGCGGAUCUGCCUCAAGUGCUGUUUCGUCAAGUAGCAUAAGCUCCCUCGCGCCUUCCAUUUUCGAUGAAGGACUUCGUACCUUUAGCCCUGAUACAUCGUCUCCAGCAUCCAGUGUCACCUCAUGCACGGAUGCAGGGUCCCCAAAGCGGUUCGUCGGCACAUUCAAACACAUCGAGACUAGAGAAAAGGCAAUUUCCUUUGAUGAAGCUGGUCUGCAGACUGUUACGCACACAUCCCUGAAGCAAACCGUUAAGCAGCACGUCAGUUCGAAUCCGCGUCGUGUCCAAUCAUACACCCCUAUUCUUGAUGAGCCAAAUGCUUGCUUAUUCAUUCCCGGGCCUACUGCUCCAACCGAAGACAACUUGGCGGUUGUCCCUCCUCGAUGUGAUAGCCCUCGUCCAGCAAGGCGGAGACGUACACCCCGACAAGAGACUAUCAUCCGAAGCGAGAUACAAACCACCGGACCUCAGUCUAUCACUCUUCUUUCGCCAUGACAAUUUACCAGAUAUUCUACUGAGCACACCUCUUCGGAAGAAGGUUGGGGGGCCUGACUCGAGUCAUGUUUUGGUCGAGAGUGUCAUAUUUCUAUGUACUUGUAUCAAUAUGAUGUUACCCGCACCAUCGUGGUGGUUUUCAACGCUGUCAAUAGCAAUACUCCCAUGUACACCAUACACAUUUAUUCGUACUAUACCUGUAUACUGCCUUGCAAAUACCACUCCCAGAUUCGGCACUGACUCCGGGACCCCCAAAGAAGGGGUCAUAUAAUAGCCCAACGUGAACUUCCGAGUUUAUUACUCUUUUCCGACGAGUUUGAAACGACGAGGAGGGUGUGAUAACACGGAGAAGAGAUGGCAGGAAAAGCCAAAGCACGGUAUGUGGCCUCUUAAUCUAGUGACUUUCUCUUGACAAUGGCCUUGUGG
Messenger RNA from Suillus paluster, 2595 nucleotides. RefSeq lists its product as uncharacterized. The record is from RefSeq and is a predicted model, not a curated record. The coding region runs from base 82 to 2169 and encodes 695 amino acids. The transcript has 5 exons. Lineage: Eukaryota; Fungi; Basidiomycota; Agaricomycetes; Boletales; Suillaceae.